Molecule: messenger RNA, 2718 nt
Organism: Dipodomys ordii (Ord's kangaroo rat)
Lineage: Eukaryota; Metazoa; Chordata; Mammalia; Rodentia; Heteromyidae
Product: multidrug resistance protein 1-like
Exons: 21
Coding region: 1-2718 (905 amino acids)
Biological process (GO): transmembrane transport
Cellular component (GO): membrane
Molecular function (GO): ATP hydrolysis activity; ATP binding; ABC-type transporter activity
Source: RefSeq, a predicted model, not a curated record
AUGGACUCCACAAAAGACAACGAUGGAGCAGGGAAGAACUCAGAGCUCAACAAAAAGAGUAAAAAGGAGAAGGAAAGAAAACCAACUGUCAGUACAUUUGCAAUGUUUCGCUAUGCAGAUUGGUUUGACAGGCUGUACAUGGUGCUAGGAACUUUGGCCGCUGUGGUCCAUGGAGCUGCAAUGCCGCUCAUGAUAUUGGUGUUUGGAGAAAUGACAGAUAGCUUUGCAAAUGCAGGAAGUAGUCUACCACCAAACAUUACUAAUUAUAGUGAAAUCAACAGAAGUCAGAUCUUCAACAAACUGGAGGAAGAUAUGACCAUUGAUGUCUCUAAAAUUAAUGAAGGAAUUGGAGAGAAAAUUGGAAUGUUCUUUCAGUUAAUGACGACCUUUUGCAGUGGUUUUAUAGUAGGAUUUACACAUGGCUGGAAGCUAACCCUUGUCAUUCUGGCCAUCAGCCCAGUCCUUGGACUAUCGGCCGGUAUCUGGACAAAGGUGUUGUCUUCAUUUACUGAUAAAGAACUCUUGGCAUAUGCAAAAGCUGGAGCAGUAGCUGAAGAAGUCUUAGCAGCCAUCAGAACUGUGAUUGCUUUUGGAGGACAAACCAAAGAACUUGAAAGGUACAAUAAAAAUUUAGAAGAAGCUGAACGAAUGGGGAUAAAGAAAGCUAUCACAGCCAACAUUUCCAUCGGUGUUGCUUUCAUGCUGAUCUAUGCAUCGUAUGCUCUGGCUUUCUGGUAUGGGACAUCUUUGGUACUCUCCAAUGAAUAUUCUAUUGGACAAGUGCUCACUGUCUUCUUUUCUGUACUAUUUGGAGCUAUUACUGUGGGACAGGCAACUCCAAACAUUGAAGCAUUUGCAAAUGCCAGAGGUGCAGCUUAUGAAGUCUUCAAGAUCAUUGAUAAUAAGCCAAGUAUCGACAGCUUCUCAACAAGUGGACACAGACCAGACAAUAUCAAGGGAAAUUUGGAAUUCAGAAAUAUUCAUUUCAGUUACCCAUCUCGAAAGGAAGUUAAGAUCUUGAAGGGACUCAACCUGAAGGUGCAGAGUGGACAGACAGUGGCCCUGGUUGGGAACAGUGGCUGUGGGAAGAGCACGACAGUGCAGCUGAUCCAGAGGCUCUAUGAUCCCACAGAGGGCGUGGUCAGUAUUGAUGGACAGGACAUUAGGACCAUAAACGUGAGAUAUCUGCGGGAAAUCAUUGGUGUGGUGAGUCAGGAACCCGUGUUGUUUGCCACCACAAUAGCAGAAAACAUUCGCUAUGGUCGUGAAAAUGUCACCAUGGAUGAGAUUGAGAAAGCUGUUAAGGAAGCCAAUGCCUAUGACUUCAUUAUGAAACUGCCCCAUAAAUUUGACACCCUGGUUGGAGAGAGAGGGGCCCAGCUGAGUGGUGGACAGAAGCAGAGAAUCGCCAUAGCACGUGCCCUGGUUCGCAACCCUAAGAUCCUCCUGUUGGACGAGGCCACAUCGGCCUUGGACACAGAAAGUGAAGCUGUGGUUCAGGUGGCUCUGGAUAAGGCCAGAGAAGGGCGGACCACUAUUGUGAUAGCUCAUCGCUUGUCUACAGUUCGUAAUGCUGAUGUCAUUGCUGGUUUUGAUGGUGGAGUCAUUGUGGAGAAAGGAAAUCACGAGCAGCUCAUGAGAGAGAAAGGCAUUUACCACAAACUUGUCAUGAUGCAGACAGAGGGAUAUAAAAGUGAAUUCGAAAAGGAUGUUUGUGAAUCCAGAAGUGAUUCUGAUGCCUUGGAAAUGUCCUCAAAAGAUCCAGAAUCUAGCCUACGAAGAAGAUCGACCUGCCGGAGUAUUCAAGGGCCACAAGGCCAUGACAGAAAACUUAGUUUGAAAGACACCCUGGAUGAAGAUGUUCCUCCUGUUUCCUUUUGGAGGAUUCUAAAGUUGAAUUUAACUGAAUGGCCUUAUUUAGUAGUUGGUGUAUUGUGUGCCAUUAUAAAUGGAAGUAUGCAACCAGCAUUUGCAGUUAUAUUUUCAAAGAUUAUCGCGGUUUUUGCAACAAAUGAUGAUCCUGAAAGGAAAAGACAGAAUAGUAACCUGUAUUCACUAAUGUUUCUAUUCAUUGGAAUUGUUUCUUUUAUUACAUUUUUCCUUCAGGGCUUCACAUUUGGCAAAGCUGGAGAAAUCCUCACCAGGCGGCUGCGGUACAUGGUUUUCAGAUCCAUGCUGAGACAGGAUGUGAGCUGGUUCGAUGACCCCAGAAACACCACUGGAGCACUGACUACCAGACUUGCCAAUGAUGCUGCUCAAGUGAAAGGGGCAAUGGGUUCUAGGCUUGCUUUACUUGCCCAGAAUAUAGCAAAUCUUGGGACAGGAAUUGUAAUAUCCUUAAUCUAUGGCUGGCAAUUAUCCCUUUUGCUGUUAGCAAUUGUACCCAUCAUGGCAAUAGGAGGAGUUAUUCAGAUGAAAAUGUUGUCUGGACAAGCCCUGAAAGAUAACCAGAUACUGGAAGUUUCAGGGAAGAUUGCUACUGAAGCAAUAGAAAACUUCCGAACUGUGGUUUCUUUGACUCAGGAACAUAAGUUUGAACAGAUGUAUGCACAGAGUUUGCAGGUACCAUACAGAAAUGCUCUGAAGAAAGCACACAUCUUUGGAAUCACGUUCUCCUUCACCCAGGCAAUGAUGUACUUCUCCUGUGCUGCCUGUUUCCGGUUUGGCGCCUACUUGAUAGCAUGUGAAGUGAUGGAAUUUGAAGAUGUUCUGUUGUGA